UGUGGAAACUAUUCUUAUAUUAACGCAUGAAAUCCCAUUGUACCAUGAAAUUCCACAAUACCUGCUGUUGAUUUGGGCCGAGUCAAAAAGGGUUCGUAUCCCGUACCGUCCUGUUACCAUCAGUGGGCAGUGCAGCGAAAUCACACCAGACUCAAGGAUUUUGUCUUCAAGUAAAGGUGUAAUCCCAGGUACAAAAAGUCAUGGUGUCUUACCUCAGCACCACUCUGUUGUUGGCCUGCCUUGCCGCCGUGGGAGCAGAUGAACCGACCCCGUGCUGCCCUCCAAAGCAGUUUACCAUCAGGAUUGACGAGGAGACCACUGACCUGGUCGAUGGCGUCGUGACCACUUUGGAGCAACAGGUCCACAAGGCCUAUGACGCCACUAACAAGCUCUUGACGGACAUCUUGUUCCAGUACGACUCUGUGACAGGAGCCACAGUGCAGUCUAAGACCAUCUAUCUCUUCCCACAGGGGGCGAAAUACGUUAUCAGGAAUGGGAAGUGCACCAAAGAAACACUGCACUAUCAGUUUCUUGAACUCUGCGUGCCAGCGGUUGCCAAGUAUGGACAUUCUUACACUUUCGGAUUGGGUGAGUAUUCAGCCAACUUGUUCUAUCUGGAGAUACCGCACCAGGGCUACAAUCAAGUCUACGACUUCGUCUACGGUGCCGACAAGUGUAUCCCGUAUCAAUAUGCAGUCAGCAGGAAGGCUGCCGGUACCACAUCAAGUGCGUCCUCUGCAGGCUUCAAUGGGACCCUAACCCUGCCCGUCCCCUUCAACCAGUCGCGUCUCGCCGUGGGUGCCGAAGUCCCGCUGUCCAUUCGCGCCCAGUACUUCGACUAUGUGGAAGGGAUCAGCGACCCCGCUUAUUGGUUCAAGCUACCCGCUGAGUGCAAGCAACUGGAGCAGCAGCCCAGCGAGAAGCAGAAGGCUGCAGCCAAGAUGAUGACCAAGAAACUGAUGGCAAAGUUGAACAGCGACAAGAAAUUCGUGAUGUACUAGGAAAUCACCCAAUUCUUAUUGCAAAAACGCAGUUUAUCUAGAGAAAACCAGAUAUAUAAUAAUGGCUUUAAAAGUUACUUUUCAAAUACACCAGAAACAAUGUAGGUACACAUGAAGUAAGACGGAGCUGCUAUUUUUAGACAGUGGACACACUCUGCUAUUGGAGGACACAAUGGCGGAACGCAGUUAUCAAAAUUAUGCUAAUGCAGUUGUAAUACGAGACCAGUUUGUUUUAACGCUGUUCUAAAGUGGACCAUUAAAUUCAAGACACGAGGAAAUUUAUACUGCUUAAUUAAAGGUGGCGUCAUGCUUUGGUAAUCCCCCAGAAAAGAAGUGUGGGAUUUUUAUUCCAAAGCAUAUCUGGUAUAAAGAUGGUAAUGGUGAUAAUAACCCUGUGAAAUUAUUUUGUCUGAAAUGUCCCUGUUGAUUAGAAAUCAAUAAAGGUGUGUCCAAAACUUCGAAUCUCCAAAAGUCGCGUGUCGACCACUUCUGCAAAACUUUGUAGAAGUAAUUGGAAAGCUGCCCUUAUGCGGUGAAAAUCUGCAAGUCGGCAGAGGUGAUGUACAAUCUGGGCGUCCGUGAAUGGGCACGCAGCAUUCCCAGUGACCUUGCUUGAUGCAGACACGCUGCACGGCACAAGGAGGCGACUUGCCGUGUGUAGACAACACACCGGUGGCGCGCGGUCCGAAUCAACUUUGGAGUUGGAUGAACCGCUUCUAUGCGAGAUUCGCGCUGAAUCGAUCUGCAAAAAAAAAUUGUUUGCUAAACUCAAAAGGGAAAACUGGCUGCAACUGGCAAGUGUGGUUCGUCACGACUCAGGUAUUCAAGAACAAUGACUUGCGUUGAAAUAGCACUGCCAGUGAACUGAAGUACUUGAGGAAUAUGAUUGACAAUUACCAUCUCUCUCACUUAGACUUUGUGUCUGCUCUUCUUUAUAAUAGAUUCUUACGAACCAUUCAUUAGGCAUGGUUUACACGUAGAAACGGGAUUAUCUUGCAAACCGUGACAUUUUGUUUCAUUUUCAGGAGUGAUGACAGUAAUGAACAAGUACUUUGGUAUCUGAAGUGUUAAUUUCUCUUUACAACACUUUCAUGAUUGAAUGACUUGAGUACAUUAUGCACAUGUGCUUUGUAGAAGUCUUGUUUAGAAUGUCCAGAUUUCAAUCAUAGUUUAGUUUCCAGUUUCCAAUUUCUAUUUUUGAAACAAUACCUAGAUAAUUCAGACUUCCAGCAAAAGAAUGCCUCGAGAAUUCAGAUUUUCAACAAAAAUACAAAAAAUAAGUAACGCACUUGCACGUACUGACAAAAAAAUACCUACUUUGAAAGAAGAACUAAGAAAACGCGGCUUCCUUUCUAAUUCAGACUGUGAAUGAAUGACACGAGUUAAAUUUAUUGUCGUGACUCGAUAUCUUAUAUAUUUGGAAUCACAUUUUUCUUGAAAAAGAAAACGAAAUGUCUGGCUAUCGGCGAUAUAAUAAUUUUUGGCCUUCAAACCUCAGUUUUAAGUCGCUGAUCCUUCACCGAUCAACUUAACCAAACCAACAUAUACAUGUUCCUCUUUUGCUUGCAUUGACUUGCAUUAAACAAGCCUAAACAGAACAAGCGAAAUAAAAUUUAGCUGAUUGGAGUGGUUCAAACAAAGAAUGCUUCAUUUGAAAAGAAAACGGUAUAUUUACAAUCUAUUUAUCAAAUGUCAGCCACAUAACCCUAAGAAAUAAACAUGAAAACACAGCUAGUUUUUAGUUCAA
Messenger RNA from Acanthaster planci (crown-of-thorns starfish), 2748 nucleotides. RefSeq lists its product as uncharacterized. NCBI's taxonomy places the organism in Eukaryota, Metazoa, Echinodermata, Asteroidea, Valvatida, Acanthasteridae. Gene Ontology annotation, molecular function: calcium ion binding. The record is from RefSeq and is a predicted model, not a curated record. Gene Ontology annotation, biological process: cell-matrix adhesion. Gene Ontology annotation, cellular component: lysosome; extracellular region.